GCGGGACAACACGCGUCGUCCUCAUGGCCGUCACCCACUCGCGGCGGCGGAACGGAAAAAUAGACAACGCCUACGCUGCCCACGCCGUAACGGUGGGGAAAAACGUCUCAGCCGGAAAGCGAUACCUUCGAUGCCAUGAGAAAAUACGACACCCGCAUGGAUUCGAUGUCAUAAUCCGACUCCGGUGGUUAUCGCGCAGGCGAACUGCGGAAAAUCCUAAUUACAUUAUAUGUACUGUGAAAAAUAAUUUUGCUCUUGACUACAGAUAUUCGACAUUCGUUUUUGUUUGGAGGAUUAAUAUGAAAAUGGUACCUAUGACUGGCCUAAUUUUGAAUGAACACGAAGGCGAAGUUCAUGACGCUGAACUAGAUUAUUAUGGUCAACGUUUAGCUACAUGCUCUAGUGAUAAAACAAUCAAAAUUUAUAGUAUAAACAAUGGUAACAAAACUUUAUUGGCCAACAUUAAGGGUCAUCACGGACCUGUGUGGCAAAUUUGUUGGUCCCAUCCAGUAUCUGGACAUUUAUUAGCCUCUUGUUCUUACGAUAAACGUGUUGUUGUAUGGAAAGAAUCAAAUGAUUGGUUUAAUAUAUUUGAAUUUACUCAUGAAUCUUCAGUUAAUGCUGUUGCAUGGGCACCCCAUCAACAUGGCACAAUUUUAGCGAGUGCGAGUUCAGAUGGGUCUGUUGGAGUGCAUGUGUUCAACAAAGAAUGGUCUUCUAAGUCAUUUAGUGCCCACCAUAAUGGAUGUAAUACUGUAGCUUGGGCUCCAUACAAAGAAUUACUAUUUGGAUCUGAUCAAACAGACUUUGGUAAAAAGUUAGUAUUAGCAAGUGGUGGCUGCGAUAAUUUAGUGAAGAUAUGGACUGUUGAAAAUGAUCAAUGGGUGCAAGUUGGUGAAAUAAAUUGUCACACAGAUUGGGUUCGUGAUGUGGCUUGGACGUGUACUAUUGGUGAUAAUCGACAAUUAAUUGCAAGUUGUUCUGAAGAUAAGACUGUUGUAGUGUCACAUAGCGAUGAUUAUUCCAAAUGGUCUUCUGUAAGAAUGCAUUUGUUUGAUAGCCGUGUUUGGACUGUAAGCUGGUCAAAAAUUGGGAAUGUACUUGCAGUAUCUGCUGAAACUAAUAAAGUAUCAUUAUGGAAAGAGAAUACAAUUGGUCAUUGGAUCAGUUGCAGUGAUAUUGAUGAUACUAAAGGAGUGGAAGAUUAAAUAUUUAUUUUACUAUUUUUACUUUUAAAUGUUUUGAAAUAUUUUGUAAUAAAAAUUUUGUACAAAAAAUUUGCUAAAUGGGAAUUAAAUAAUCGAAUAUUAGGUAUUGUUUUUUGUCAUUGAAAAAAAAUAAAUGUAAUUGUAACUAUGGAAUAUAAAGUAUUAUCAUUUUUUAAUAUUGUCUGUGGAUGUUUAAUUAGAUUCAAAUGUAAUAUAUGAUUUAGAUGUAUCUACUGUAUGUGGUCAUAUAAUUUUAUAAUUCAAUAUAAUAAAUAAUAAUCAACCA
Messenger RNA from Metopolophium dirhodum (rose-grain aphid), 1494 nucleotides. RefSeq names its product protein SEC13 homolog. The coding region runs from base 24 to 1208 and encodes 394 amino acids. Gene Ontology annotation, molecular function: structural molecule activity; protein binding. NCBI's taxonomy places the organism in Eukaryota, Metazoa, Arthropoda, Insecta, Hemiptera, Aphididae. The record is from RefSeq and is a predicted model, not a curated record. Gene Ontology annotation, cellular component: nuclear pore outer ring; COPII vesicle coat. Gene Ontology annotation, biological process: positive regulation of TOR signaling; COPII-coated vesicle budding; protein import into nucleus. The transcript is spliced from 2 exons.